Messenger RNA from Acanthosepion pharaonis, 687 nucleotides. NCBI's taxonomy places the organism in Eukaryota, Metazoa, Mollusca, Cephalopoda, Sepiida, Sepiidae. The record is from the annotation of a GenBank genome assembly.
AUGUGCUUCUUGUGUUUGGGUCAGCCACCACCCUUUUGCGGGGUUCUACACUGCACUGGCAAGAUGAUCCGGGGCACCUGUGAGCAUGUGACUCUCGACAAAAGACAAUUUUUUCACCUGAAUCUAUCUAUCUAUCUAUCUAUCUAUCUAUCUAUCUAUCUAUCUAUCUAUCGUACAUAUUUAUACCUUAGAAUCUAUCUAUCUAUCUAUCUAUCUAUCUAUCUAUCUAUCUAUCUAUCUAUCUAUCUAUGUCUGUUUGUUUCUUUCUAUCUAUCUAUCUAUCUAUCUAUCUAUCUAUCUAUCUCAAAUAAUUCAUUAUCUCUAAUCUAUCUAUCUAUCUAUCUAUCUAUCUAUCUAUCUAUCUAUCUAUCUAUGUCUGUUUCUAUCUAUCUAUCUAUCUAUCUAUCUAUCUAUCUAUCUAUGUCUGUUUCUAUCUAUCUAUCUAUCUCAGGAAGCAUACUCUCGGGAGACUUUUCCACAAAUCUAUCUAUCUAUCUAUCUAUCUAUCUAUCUAUCUAUCUAUCUGACUCAAUUGAUAUCCACUUGACAUAUAAUAUUUUAAAACGAACACUCGUCAACAAUAAUCAUGUAAUCGAUAUACAAAUAAAAAUAACCACACCCACACAUCUAUCUAUCUAUCUAUCUAUCUAUCUAUCUAUCUAUCUAUCUAUCUAUCUAUCUAAAUAA